Messenger RNA from Hirsutella rhossiliensis, 2238 nucleotides. RefSeq names its product mobA-like NTP transferase domain-containing protein. The coding region runs from base 1 to 2238 and encodes 745 amino acids. NCBI's taxonomy places the organism in Eukaryota, Fungi, Ascomycota, Sordariomycetes, Hypocreales, Ophiocordycipitaceae. The transcript is spliced from 4 exons. The record is from RefSeq and is a predicted model, not a curated record. Gene Ontology annotation, biological process: biosynthetic process.
AUGACGAUUCAACACGAGGUCUCCUUUAGCCACGCCGCCGCUGGCGAAACUCAAGAUCAACCUCUCAACGUCAUCAUCCCUAUCGGUGGCAUCGGCUCCCGCUUUGCGAAGCAUGGCUAUCGAUAUCCCAAGCCUCUCAUCAACAUUGUCGGCCGUCCGAUGUUAGCGUGGCUUUUAGGCAACUUGAGGUUCAAGCCUGCUGACACUGUUUGGAUCGCCGUCAAUGAGGACAUUGACGAAGAGUUCCACCUCGGCCAGCUUGUUAGCAAGACGCUGCCGCACAUUGAACACCACAUCUUGAGGUUAAAACAUCAAACCAAGGGAGCAAGUGAGACGCUCUAUAUUGUCAGCCAGUCCAUGUCAAGAGAGAAUCUGCAGCAGAAGACUGUCUCACUGGAUUGCGAUACAAUUUAUUGGGCCGAUAUCCUAGCGCAGGUUCGUGGCUUGCCAGUAGACCAUGGCGCCUGCUUCCACUUCCCUGACGACGGGGAUAAGCCUGUCUUUUCCUACAUUAAAACAGAGCUUCGAAACGAUCUCAAUUACAUCACGGAUAUUCAGGAGAAAAAGGCCAUCUCCAACAAGGCUAACUCGGGCGCAUACGUGUUCCCCAGCGGCUUGCAGCUCAAGUUGGGAGCUGCUGAGGUCCUCGACAUGAGGGAUUUCGAUAACCAAGAGAUUGGCGAAUACUACAUCUCGAAGCUUAUUGCCCACAUGAUUAAAAAGGGCAUUUCCUUUACGGGCAUGGGUAUCCAACAAAAUGACUUUAGUUGCGUCGGCACACCUCAGCAGCUACAGGACUUUCUCUUAUCAAUUAAGACUAGUAAGUGCAACCUCUCUAUCAUAGGUCAGAAGAGUCGUUUCUGCUUCGAUCUCGAUGGGACGCUCGUUGGCCUGCCUGCCGUUGCUGGGGACUACUCGACCUGUCCCCCCAUUGACCGGAAUAUCCGCCUCCUACGAGAGCUGUUUGAAGCCGGUCAUCACAUCAUUAUUCAAACUGCGAGACGCAUGCGAACCCAUAACGGAAACGUCGGAUCAGUUAUUGCUGAUAUCGGACCUAUAACGUUUGCUCAAUUGGCUAAAUACAACAUUCCCUUCCAUGAAAUCAUCUUCGGCAAACCUUACGCCCAUAUCUACAUUGACGACCUGGCUGUUAACGCUAAUCUCGAUACUAUGAGGGAGAUUGGCUGGCUUCUUAAUGGCUCGACGUCUCUCGCGCUAUCCGAACCCGAGGUUGUCCACGAGCAGGCAGUCAAGAAGGGCAUGAUUGCAGCACGCGACUUCAACACGAUUCAGAUAAUCGACGGCAAGGUCAUCAAGUCAAGCAAGUCGGAAAACAUAAUUGGCGAACUAUUCUUUUAUUCCCAUAUGCCUCCUGAGGUUGCCCCUUAUUUCCCCGCUAUCUAUAGCGUCGACCUGCUCCCUGAUACCAACACCUACACCACGACCAUGGAGAACCGCAAAGGACUAACCUUUUCGCAUCUUUUGGUCGGCCGCUCCAUCACCUUAGGUCGUUUCGACUUACUGUUAAAAACUCUAUGUUCGAUUCACUCUAGUCAAAGGACAGACCAGCAGAGCCUCCCAGUAUCGCCAGAGCUUAAGGCACGGUUCAACAAGUAUAUCUUGCCGAGCGUAGGCCUUCAGACAAACAUAUACGCGAACUACGGCUCCAAGCUUCGCUCGCGAUACCAUAAGCACCGCGAUCGGUAUAAUGCGCUCGGCCCCCAGGCUGCUCUACUCUUUGGUCGAUUGAUCGAGAUCCUGGAUAUAUACGAGGCCGAGGACAGGGGCAUUCGUGCAUCCAUUAUUCACGGCGAUUCUGUCUUCAGCAACGUCAUCUUGUCGAAUGACCAGAAGACAAUCAGCUUCAUCGAUGUGCGCUGCCAGCUCGGCGAUACGUUAACGCCUGAAGGCGACAUCAAUUACGAUCUUGCCAAGGUCUUACAGUCCCUCUGUGGCUACGACCAUCUGCUCUUGUUAGGAGAAAACCCUAAGAAGUUGGAACACAUAAUGACCAAGAACAAGCCACUGCUGGAUCAGGCCGAUGCCGAUCUCUUGGAGGAUCUGCAGCAUGCGUUCUUCACCUUCCUGGAUAACAAUUACUCAAUGCGCCUGGACCGCAAGACGUUGCUGCGUAUCACGGCGUCGCUACUUUUUAGCCUGAUUCCUUUGCAUAAACCCGAAAUGGGCUCUGUGUUCCUCCGGCUCUGUCAAGAGACGCUAGAAAAGGCCAACCAAUAA